This is a messenger RNA of Clonostachys solani, 909 nucleotides long. The record is from the annotation of a GenBank genome assembly. Lineage: Eukaryota; Fungi; Ascomycota; Sordariomycetes; Hypocreales; Bionectriaceae.
AUGAUCGCCUCCUAUUCAGAUAUCUGCCUUGCAAGCCAAAAGCACACAGUACAUGUGUUGCUAAUAGUUAUUCUCUUGAUUGAUUGGGCUGUCGCCAGCAACCCAAAAGAAAACUUUUGUCGGAGGUAUGCCCAUCAAACGACCGUUAUUGAUGACAAAUUGUACAUCGAUGGCGGCUGGGUUAAUUUCGAUAAUUUCCCACAAAAGCAACAAGACUAUCCAAACACCUGGCUGUCUUAUCAUGAUCUCAAUCAUACUUAUGAGGGGUUUCCUGAUCUCAACAUAAGUUUAAGUAAGAAUGAUAGUAUUCCCACUGUACAUGGUGGAGUUCUUUGGGGUGAUUCAGUGAAUAAAAGGUUUUAUCUCUAUGGCGGUGAGUGGACUGGAGGAUCUGCAGAUGCUGUGUAUACCGUUUUGGGGUACGAUAUUCUCUACAACUAUUGGGAUGACUUUGGACUGCCGAGUUUGAAACCUCCACCACAAAUCGCAUCCUACGGUGCCGGAGUUGGCGUCUCGGAGACUGGAAAUGGGUACUACUACGGAGGAUAUAUCAGCAAUGCCUCUAUGAGCGGGUGGACUCAACCACGAAAGAUGAGCUCAAACUUCUAUUCCUAUUCCUACGACUCAAAAAGCUUCACUCAAGCAGCUGAUCCAGAUGACCUGCCUAGAGCAGAAGGCGCUAUGGUAUGGAUUCCAGCUGGAGAUGCGCUAGGGCUCCUUGUUUAUAUGGGUGGUGUUGUCAGUCAGAAUAAUACAGUGCUACCUCAGGGAUUCGACGAGAUCUUUGUGUAUGACGCAACGGAUAAUUCAUGGUUGAACCAGUCAGCAACAGGAGAGAUACCACAGAAUCGACGCCAGUUCUGUAUCGAUGUGGCCUGGGCACCAGAUAAGUCAAGUUACAACAUGUAG